AUGGUGCAUCGCGGUUCGCAAAGUGGUGCACCGGGGUCGAAGCGUGCAUCGCGAUGCCCGAAACCGCGCAUCGCAGUGCCCGAGGUUGUGCACCGCAAUGUCCGAGAUGGCGCACCGCGAUUUUCGAAUGGUGCAUCGCGGUUCACAAAGUGGUGCACCGGGGUCAAAUCGUACAUUGCCGUGCCCGAAGUGGUGCACCACGAUGCCUGA
This is a messenger RNA of Gongylonema pulchrum, 210 nucleotides long. NCBI's taxonomy places the organism in Eukaryota, Metazoa, Nematoda, Chromadorea, Rhabditida, Gongylonematidae. The record is from the annotation of a GenBank genome assembly.